Molecule: messenger RNA, 1014 nt
Organism: Fomitiporia mediterranea MF3/22
Lineage: Eukaryota; Fungi; Basidiomycota; Agaricomycetes; Hymenochaetales; Hymenochaetaceae
Product: TPR-like protein
Exons: 1
Molecular function (GO): protein binding
Source: RefSeq, a predicted model, not a curated record
CGUUUUAAGCUUCAUGGACAAAUUACACAUCUUCAUGGAGCUAUCGAAUUAUACCGUGCUGCCCUGCGACUUCUCUCCAACGGCCAUCCCAGUCGCUUCCAGUUUCUGGUUAGCAUUGCGAGUUCCCUUCGAACUCGAUUUGACCAGCAUGGGCAGACUGCAGACAUCAAUGAAGCAAUUGAGCAUUAUCAUGCUGCCCUGCGACUUCUCCCCGACGGCGAUCCCAAUUGUGCCUCGUCUCUGAAUGACCUUGCGAGUUCCCUUCGAACUCGAUUCGACCAACAUGGGCAGAUUGCAGAUAUUGAUGAGGCGAUUGAGCAUUGUCGUGCUGCCUUGCGACUUUUCUCUGACAGCCAUCCUGAUCGUCUGUUACCUUUGACUUCUCUCGCAAUUUCCCUUCGAAGUCGAUUCGAACGGCAUGGACAGACUGUAGAUAUUGACAAGGCAAUUGAACACUAUCGUGCUACCCUGCAACCUCUCUUCGAUGGCGAUCCCCACUGUUACUUAUAUCUGAAUCACCUCGGGAAUUCACUUCGAACUCGAUUUAAACGAUGUGAAAAGACUGCAGACAUCGAUGAGGCGAUUGAGCAUCAUCGUGCCGCCCUGAAACUCCUUCCCGACAGCCAUCCCGAUCGUCCGUUACCUCUGAAUGAUCUUGCGAAGUCCCUUCAAAUUCGAUUCAAGCUGUAUGGGCAGACCGCGGACAUUGAAGAGGCGAUUGGGCAUCAUCGCAGUGCUUUGCAACUCCUUCCCGAUAGUCAUCCCGAUCGUCCCUGGUAUCUAGAUGAUCUUGCGAAUUCCCUUCGAACUCGAUUCAAGCGGUAUGGACAGGCAGCAGACAUUGAUGAGGCAAUUGAGCAUCAUCGUACUGCCUUGCAGCUUCUCCCCGAAGGCCAUCCCAAUCGCUUCCGUCUUCUGGUUGCCGUUGCGAUUUGCCUUCGAACUCGAUUCAAGCAGCAUGGACGAACUGCAGACAUCGAUGAAGCGAUUGAGCACCAUUGUACUGCCCUACAA